Messenger RNA from Cantharellus anzutake, 1537 nucleotides. RefSeq lists its product as uncharacterized. Lineage: Eukaryota; Fungi; Basidiomycota; Agaricomycetes; Cantharellales; Hydnaceae. The record is from RefSeq and is a predicted model, not a curated record. Gene Ontology annotation, biological process: cell surface receptor signaling pathway. The transcript is spliced from 4 exons. The coding region runs from base 153 to 1136 and encodes 327 amino acids.
UUCCCAAGCUCCAGACCACUACUACUCCAACUGAAAGCGAUGUAACAACUAGCACAGGUCACGGUGGAUCUGAUAGAUCCCGUCUUAGGCCUCUUACUACUACUGGUGGUAGUUCUCGCGGCCGGAAGCAGCGGAGUUCUGUUCGGCGCACCAUGGCUGAGCUGUUCAGCAGAAGUCCCGAUCCCGAUCCCACUCAUAUCGACCAAUCGAAGUCCUCCAAUCCCAGACAACCUGAACCCUCUACGCCCGAUCCGCCAUUCCCUAAUCUAUCGCCAUCUCCCGUUCUCCCUGAGGCCAUUGAUAUCCCUCACAUGAUACCCGGCGAACCUAUCAUCCGUGGCAACACUGAGACUCACACACCACCAGAACGCACAGGUGUGAGCUUAGAUACGCCAUCGUUGAUAGAUCGAACACCGUCAUCUUCAGCCGUCCCUGCUGGUGACGGAAAGAAAACAAUCAUUGCCGCCACGAGGCUUGUGCUCCAAACUGCCACCUCUGCUCUUAAGUUCGUCCCCAUUCCAAACCUCGAUCAGAUACCAAGCAUACUUCUGACGUGGCUGCAAGUUUAUGAGACUAUUGACAACAAUGACGAAAGUCUCAAGGGAUUAGACGAUGAAGUUCGAAACGCUCACGAAACGAUCUUUAGGCCCCUUUUGUUGUGGACUGGUCAGCUCCCUCCUGAAAUUCGCGAGCUAAUUCAACAAUUUAACUUGGCCCUAAGACAGCAAUUGAGGCGAAUUGAAGCGCUCAAACACCAAAAGCUUGCCAAGAGGGUAGUCCUAGCGAGUGAGAUAUCCCAGGAGAUAAAUGCGGUGAAGUCCUGUAUCAGUGAUGCUGUCUCCCGUUUCACGACUGCGGCGACAGCUCUAAAUCUCUUCCACACAAUUCGGUUAUCAGUGGACUGUUUGUUGCGCUCCCUUGUCCUUCGCUGCUUGGAAUUCAAUGAUAUUCCAGAUGAACUCUCGAAAUUCUACAAAGCGAAUGCGGAAUACUCUGCCGUGGAAAGCAAGUCGGAGUGCCUGGAAAACACCCGUGUCCAGAUUCAGGAAUCGAUACUCGAUCACUUGGAGAAACGGGAACACCGAUUUGUCUGGCUUCGCGGCUCUCCGGAACUGGAAAGACUGCUAUAUCAAUGAGUGUCGCGUCAACUCUCGACAGACAGGGUCGCUUGGCAGCAUCUUUCUUCUGGGACAAAAAUCGGAAGGGUGCAGGACUUGCUUCGAUUGAGCACUUUCCCUCCACUCUUGCACGUCAGCUUGCCUUGUUUAAUGCCGAGUACGAGGGUCUUCUCGUCAGUCGACUCCGACAACCUUCAUUGAAGGAUGUUCUUGGCUCCGCUCUGGAGAAACAAAUGAGAGCUUGGAUUAUUGAUCCAAUGAACAAACUCUUAUCAUUGGGUGAGGAGCGCUUCAUCAUCAUCUUGGAUGGACUGGACGAGUGUGGGGCUCAGGAGGAACUUGAGUCCUUAAUGAAGCUAGUACUUAUCCUCGAUGAGCUGCCGGCUGUAUUUGCUGUGUUUAUCAGCUGUCGUCCAGAG